CAACGACAACGACGCCAUACUUAGAUAAAACAACAACAACAAGUUUUUGCCCGGAGUUUUUGUUUUCAUUAAAUACUUAUAAGAGAAACCAAAGGCCUUGAAUUAUGACAGAGCAGAAUGAUAAUAUGCAUACCUGGCAGAAUUUAAAUCGUGAUAGGUCGUGGAUAAGAAGGCAGACACCUAAAGAUGUAAAACUUUCAAAUUAUGCUGGAUUUUAUGACACAAGGUGUCUGUGGAAAGCCCGUUAUAAGCUUCAGACCAGGGUGCAGCUACAAAAAGGCUCUGUUUGGGGCCGGAUAAUGCAGAAGACAGGCAUGAAUAAUAUACGUCCAUGUGACAUCUGGGGACAUCAUUCCACAUACUUUUCUGAUGCAGGUCUUGCUCCAAAUAUGGAUGAUAAUGCAGAAAAUGAUCAGCAGGUCUCCCAAGAGCAAAGCAUAUUGGAACCCAGAAGUGAGACCUCUGAGGGGAGAUUCAAUUUGCAAACUGUUAAUUCUGGGAGUAGUGGAACAUCUCAAGUUUCAGCGGCAGUUACAUACCCAGAUACAGCUAUAUGCAAAGAUGCACAAGGAGUCAAAGAUACUACAGCAGAAGAUAUAGUUGGAAAUGUCAAUUUUUCGAGCGCAGGCUGUCAACAUGGUUCCGAGGAAACUGAUCCCAAAUUUAAAACCAUGAGUAAUAAAAUUAAUGUGUCUGAUCACAAAGUUAUUGGGGUUUCAGAGGUUAACAUUAUUGUGAUAUCGGAUUCAGAGGAUGUUGAGGAUUUCAAUGGAGAGGUUAUAGAAGUGAAGAAUGAUCAAAGUCCAGCAGAAGUGAUCCCUACUGUUGUGUCAAAUGAUCUAGCUAGUGAUAGUGAACUUGAUGUCAGUGUUGUAGAAAAUGGAGAAAUCUUUGGUGGAAGCUGGUAUCAAGGUCGACAGUGGGAGUACACGGAGGUGGGUCGCUAUUAUCUACAGAGGCCAGAGAGGCAGAGAGGCUUCGAGUUCUCCGUGAUGAGUUACAAUGUCCUUGCACAGAAACUUCUGGAGGACAACAGAUACUUGUAUGCCCACAGCUCUCCAUCUGCCCUCGACUGGAACAAAAGGAAAGAUCGCCUUCUAAAAGAGAUUGUCCAUCAUUCUUCCGACGUUAUAUGCUUGCAAGAGGUGGAAGAUGUUCGCUUCUUUGAUUUCUUUAAACCAGAGCUUGAGCAACUUGGUUACAAAGGGCACUAUUUGAAGCGGACAGGUGAUAAAAAUGACGGGUGUGCCACAUUCUACAAGCUCAGCAAGUUUUCCCUCUUAGAUGUAGUGGAAGUCCCAUACCAGAACAAUCACCACGCAAUCCUGGACCGAGACAAUGUUGGUCUCAUUGUGCGCUUAAAACCACUGGGACCUAAAGUUGACCCAAACAGAAUUUUGGUUGUAUCCAAUACACACUUGUUGUUCAACCCACGCCGUGGUGACAUAAAACUUGCUCAGCUGAUGCUUCUACUUGCAGCAAUUGAUAAAUGUGCCUUUGACAGAAUGGAGAAUGGAAGUCCGCUGUAUCAAGCGGUGAUAAUGUGUGGGGAUUUCAACUCGCUGCCGCAUAGCGAGAUCUACAAGUUUCUGCACAUGGGGUGGCUGGACUAUGAAGGACUGCCUAUUAGCGAGAUGUCUGGUCAGGAAGAGGGAUUUCAUAAAAACUCUCAUCAGAAGGUUCACAGAAAGUUCUUUCCCAAGGAAAUGGGUAUUACGGAUAAUUGCCAGUAUGUUCAUGAGGUGAGAGCGCGGGACCAACAUCAUGAUCAUAAUCAGCAGCAACACUAUCACCAUCAUUAUCAGCAGCAACACCAGUCUUCAAGUGAAGUUCAGAGCAGUGGAUUAUUGCAACACCAUUUGCGACUGAUGUCUGUGUACGAUCACUGGGUAAUGAGGCAUGGACAGUUGUAUCCAGAAGUCACCACACACCAUGGCCGAGUUGUCUGCACCGUGGACUACAUUUUCUAUGGAGUACAUUCUGCAUUGGUGCGCUUCUUCAAUAACUGCGUAGAGACUGCCGAGGUUCAAGAAGGACAUCUGUGUUUACUUGGAAAGUAUGGACUGCUUACUAAUAGGGAUUUGAAAAAAAUGGGAAGCCUGCCAAACCGAUAUUUUGGAUCUGACCAUUUGUCUGUUAUAGCACAGUUCUUGUUGACUUAACUUGUGAACUUACAUACUUUGAUUGACUGUUAAGCCAUUUGUUUAUGGUGUAAGUGUUUUUAUUUGCAUUUUAGUUCAGCGCAAAAAGAAUGCCUUAAUGAUUUUAUUCAAUGAUUAAUAAUCAUUCAUGUUGAGAAACUAGUGAUCGUUCAUCAGUGUUAUUUGUGUGUGACUAAUUGAAGAAGGUGGAUUUCUUCGCUGGUUUUCAGGAUUGGGAACAUUAAGUCACUCAAGUUAUGUGGAAGUGGAAAAUAACCAGGUUUUCCUUCUUUGGAUAUUUAAUAUAAUUACGGUAAUAUGGUUAUCUAAAAAACUUUUCUCAAAUUUUUAGUUAUGUCGAUGUGGUUUUCUGUCCCAACUUGUAUUUUCUCAUGAUUAUUCAAUCUCUGUUUAUUGAAAUGUUUAUUUUUUUUAUACAAAUCAGCAACCAUUUUUGUUAGAUAUAUUGGAGGUCUCAGGACCUAUUGAAACGAGCAUGCGAAGUUACGUUGAAUAUUUGGCAGUUCAACAUACACAAUUAUUCAGGAUCGCAAUUUUAAAGUGCCAUUAAAUGGACAUAGAGACUUAAAGACUGUUUUUUGACAACUCAAUAUAACAAUCCUGACUGUAUAUUUUUGCAAGUAUUUUGAUUGAUUUGGAAUGCUUGAUACCAUUAAUAAACAUGUCAAUUGGUAGUAAACAAACAAGCUGGGUGGUUAUUUAAUAAAUCUUUUGAUUUGUGAAUAAUUGGGUGGCCUAAGAACAAAUGUAGGGUUACAAUGUCAUAAUAAUAUCACUUUUUCUUCAGACUAAUGAAGCAUAUGAACAAGUCAAUGUAACACAUUCAUGUUUUAUUUGUUUGAUCUCAACUGUUAUGUGUAUACAAACACUUUGAUUUUUAAACACAAUGAUGUUCCAAAAUGUUGAUUUGUUUGUAAUUAAAUUUGAAAAAAAAGGUAUGGUUUGUUUUAUUUUCAAUAAACUCCCUAUGAACCCUCAAUCUUAAUACUUAAUUAUAUGGCAAUGAAAGUUGUAACCAUUUUAUCAGUAUUAAAGUGUUCACUGUCGUAAGGACAAUAUACUGUAUGGCAAAAACUAUCAGAUAUUUUUGGGCAUAAAAGGGGCCUUUUCACAUUUUGGUAAAUUGACAAAAUGUUUAAGAAAUUGUUUCAAAUUCGCAAAUUUUCGUUUUUGUUAUGAUAUUUGUGAGGAAACAGUAAUACAACAGAGCAAAUCUUCAACCCCAGGAUAAUGUGUGAGAGGUACCUGCAACACCAACAGGACCUCUACCACGUCUUCGUGGACUUUAAAAAGGCUUUCGACAGGGUAUGGGGCUACCAUGAGGCUGUACAACAUCAACGCCAACCUGAUCAGAGUCAUACAACACCUGUAUGACAAUGCAACAAGUGCCAUAUACUUCAAUAGCAGCAUUGGGGACUGGUUCAGAACCACAGUCGGAGUGAGAGAAGGCUGUUUGCUCUUUCCCACCCUUUCAACAUCUUCCUGGAAAGAAUAAUGACUGACGCCCUAGAAGACCACGAGGGGACGAUCAGCAUUGGCGGCAGGACAAUCACAAACUUACGUUUUGCUUACGACAUAGAUGGCCUGGCCAGAAGUGAAAAGGAGCUGGAGGACUAAGUGAAGUGCUUAGACACAACCUCCAUAAAUUUUGGCAUGCAGAUCAGUGCAGAGAAGACCAAACUGAUGACCAACAACACCAAUGAUGACACUUUCCGCUUAAACUUGAUUUUCGAUAAGAAGGGACUUCCUUCAAACUAAAAAUACCAUAAAAGCGGAAAGUGUCGUCCCUGAUUAGCCUGUGCGGACUGCACAGGCUAAUCUGGGACGGCACUUUAAGCACAAGCAUUAAGCCCAGUUUUCUCAGAACAAGACACAUGUCAUUUAUUAUUUAAUGUCAAACUUCAAUACAUGCCAAAAUCUUAGAAAAGGUCCCUUUAAGGAACGGAAGGAAAUUACACAUGCAAGUAUCUUGGGGAAUUAAAGUUGUGGGGUCAGACUUACCAUUUGUGCCACAAAUGCUACUAAUUCAUGUUGGUACUUUAAAAAAAACUUAAAAAUAAAAUAUGCAUGAAAUAGAAAAAGGUAAUUUUUAUUUACUUUACGAUUAAAAAAAGAUUUUAAACACGAAAAGUCAGCAAUGAACUUUUGAGUUACCCAUGCAUGUGUGCAUAACAAAAUAUCGGAAGAAGAUACUUAAAAAUCUGUGUUGACCAUAGAGAGCUUAUAUACUUAGUUAACAAUUUCGACCGUUUUUAAACUCUGUGGUGCGUUGUAACAUUUGCCUGGUAUAAAGUAAUGCAAUCCUUGAAAAUAAGAUCUGUAAACUAAAAAAUUUAUUGAAAGUUUUUUAGUUGAAUUUAGUUUAUAGGAAUGUGUGUGAUAAUGUGUAUGGGUCCCGUGUUGUCUGACAUUAAGAUUGAAGUGAUCGAACACUCGACAUGAUAUCAUUACUUGGUACAUUUUAUUAUUUGUGCAUAAUUUUUGUUGGAAAUUUUGUGUAUCAACUAUUUAUACUGAAUAUUUCAACACCUUUAAUUGCCAAUAUACACAUUGAAACUCACUAAAUUAUGGAGUGAGGCAUAUGCAUGAUUUUGAACUAU
Dreissena polymorpha is the source of this 4762-nucleotide messenger RNA. RefSeq names its product protein angel homolog 2-like. The coding region runs from base 105 to 2162 and encodes 685 amino acids. Gene Ontology annotation, molecular function: 3'-5'-RNA exonuclease activity. The record is from RefSeq and is a predicted model, not a curated record. The transcript has 7 exons. Lineage: Eukaryota; Metazoa; Mollusca; Bivalvia; Myida; Dreissenidae.